GGCAGGAUGGGGAAUUCGGUUUGUGCUAUCAUUCAUCAUCAGAAAGCUUGGGACAACUGAUACUGUGAUUCGUUCAGACUAUGUCAUUAACGAGGCGCAAAAUUCUACGUCUAAGUCAACAACAGUCAAUGGCAAUACGGUCUACAACGGGGAGGGAGUAGCUACGGUAAGUCCAAAGCCUCAUGAAAGCGAUUAUUUUUCUAGCUUAAUUAUCCAAUGCUAAAUUUAAGAUAGCAAGGAGGUGGAGGUGAAGAUGGGGAACCGAAUUCCGCAUCUUCAAUGGAGAUAGAGCAUGACUUUCCAGCCCCGAAAGCUGUUAUGCCAUCAUUUGAACGUGCAGAACAAUACUUCUCUCACGAAGAGAGUCAAUCUCUACUUUGGACAACCGAGGACAGCUUCUUUGAGGGAGCUGAAAGCGUAGAGGGAAUGAAUCUGGACUUUCUAGUCAGUGACUUCAGUCCACCUUCUUGGGCGGUUUCAAAGAGUAAUGAGAACAAUUCCUCAACUCCUCUAACGCUUGAGAUGACAAUGGAAAAGACUGGUUGCUCCAAGUCACAACUCAUCUCACCUCCAGAGUCACUUCCUUCAACGGCACUAUCUCAGAGUCAAGGGUCAUCAGCAGAACAAUCAGCAGAACAACCACAGAAAGCAGUUUGCCUUAACAUAGAUAAUCUAGAGACCGCAUCUGCAUCAGCUCCCUCUAAGGAAGUCACUAGAAACGAAAAGAGUUACCAGCAUCUCCCAUUACUCUUAGAAACAACACUCCGCUUCUACUUCAAAGCACCAUCUGCCACUCAAGCACCUAUCAGCGACGCACUCCGAUUAGCUAAAGACGGACUUCAAGCAAUACAAUGCUGCCUCCGCGAAUUUUAUCUUUCAUCUCGUGCACAAGCAUCAUCAUCUGGGCUCUCCUCACACGAUCCAUCACCCCCAGAACCGGAUUCCGAGUCUAGCAGCAUCUUAGCUUGUAUCAUAUUGAUGGAAAAGGUCCUCUUCUGCUACGAUUCACUUCUCAAGCGGCGCUCGGGACCCGGAGAUGUAUCGUCUCCUUAUGCACCCUCUCCAGCGCCAUCCUCGACCUCAACAUCCAAUCCUACAGCGUCCAGCUCAUCCGGCCACCAUUGCAUGCAGCCAAUUUUUAUUGGCGAUUUCGAGGUGGAAGACAAAGCCAGCUGGAAGAUGAUUCUCGAUGCCGUUGUGGCAGCCCAGAAGCAGGAGGCGAGAAGCACAAUAUCGAAGCUAGAGGAUUGGGCAAGUGAUUUAGCAGGGAAAGGCAAGAAUGAAGGGCGUCUUGCAAUAUCGUUUCUGGAGCAGUUAAAGCGGAAAUUUCAUGAUUGAAGGGCCCUACUCGUGGUAGAGAGGUAACCGACAACAAUAAGAAAGUAUCACGUUAGGCAUGGUGACAUGGAUAGAAUCAUAUCACAUUAAGGAAGAAAACUCCAUGUAAGUAGAUCAGGACAGCCGAAACUGAGUUCGUGAUAGCCAUAUAUAUUGCGUGG
Molecule: messenger RNA, 1499 nt
Organism: Mollisia scopiformis
Lineage: Eukaryota; Fungi; Ascomycota; Leotiomycetes; Helotiales; Mollisiaceae
Exons: 1
Coding region: 280-1338 (352 amino acids)
Source: RefSeq, a predicted model, not a curated record